This is a messenger RNA of Aspergillus melleus, 3117 nucleotides long. RefSeq lists its product as uncharacterized. The coding region runs from base 1 to 3117 and encodes 1038 amino acids. The record is from RefSeq and is a predicted model, not a curated record. The transcript has 6 exons. Lineage: Eukaryota; Fungi; Ascomycota; Eurotiomycetes; Eurotiales; Aspergillaceae.
AUGAUGUCAGAUUUUGCUGCGGGGGAUAUCGUGACCCUCACAAAGACGGUCUGGGACCUCUACCAUAGCUGCUAUCUCGUCGCCAGAGAUGCUCCUGACGGAUUUCGAAAGCUGGUUGAUGAGCUCGCAUCUCUGCAGGGCGUCCUCUGUACGCUACGCGAAGAUGUCCAGUCGAAUACCAUGUUCUUCGAGGAUCUAGGGGUCGAUCGCAAGCGUACCUUGCAACGAUGCCUGACAGGCUGCUUCAAGACCCUGCAACGCCUCAAGGAUCUGAUUACACGGUACAGGAAUAUGGGUGUCGGCGACGGUACGCAGUUCUGGCAGAAGGUUAAAUGGGCGACGCAACGGUGCCAGAUCGAUGAACUAAAAUCUAAGAUCAUGGUCCACAAAUGCAACCUCAGUCUGUGUAUGAGCUCACUUGGCAACUCGUCCUUAGAAAGAAUCGAAAAGUCCAUGAUCGAUGCGCUGGACCGAGAUCGCUCUCUCUCCGCCUCCGAGUCUCCUCCGCAGGAUGAAGAACCAUUUUCAUCCGCACCACAGAGGCGAUCUGCUUCUAUCGACAGUGAUGAGCAGAGCGAGAUUGAUCUGAGAUCCGUCGGCUACACGAUAUGCGCCCCUCCUUCCACCCCGGCAAUGCGCCCUUGCACCUCAACCUCUUCCGGUUCCCUUACGUCGACUCUGUCCGAUAGCUCUAGCUUUACCGGGCCUCCGGAGUCGCAGUCAGUCCAUUCAACGAAACUGUCUCUAAAGCGAAGCAGAACCGGCACAAGCUCGAAUUUUUCAUUUGCGACGCACGAUACAGGCCUGUUCGAGGCGCGGACUUUGGAAUCUGGCAGCAUGGAAUUUUAUCAAACAGCCCAGGAUACCUUUGUGUCCGAGAUUUAUGAGCCUUCCCUAUCCAAGAGCCCCGAUCAAUCCGCCGUUAUGGAUGCCGUCUCGCAUGCGAUGCAACAGCUUCAGCAAAUUCGACUGCGUGAUCAACUGCAUCGACCGCUUCGCUACGAACCGCGCGACAAGUUUCAUCAACCUUCUGCCGAGCUGGUCACAAAGUUGAAUAGCCUAGCACAUGAUCAGCUAAAGGUUCGAAGACUCAAUACGAAUGACUGGCUUCGUAUUGCUGUCUGGUGGUUGUUAAAGGCGCGAAAUACGCUGGCGAACUGUGAAAAACCCUGUCUUAUCAAUUCCAGAGGCAGUGUCAGCCCUUCUAUUAAUUCAGGCACUACCAGCCAUCAAGCAUACGUUGACCUUUUGAAAGCCUCAUACAUCCUGUACGACAUAGUUUUGGCAGAUGACGCUUCCCAAGCAGUCUUGUGUGAUGAAAACAGGAAGCUUAUUUCCGAUCUGUCCGAGGGUAUCAAUAACGAAUUCUCACAGUUCACCUCCGUCGAUAUUCCCGAGUAUUCAACAAUCUAUUCUCAAAAUCUCGAUAUAUGGGAGCCUUUGCAGCCUGAAGAAGAGCUGGGAAAUGAUGGCUAUACUCUACUCGGUCUAGACAAUGUGCGAUGGAUUGCGGUAGAUCAAGAGGAUGCCGGUAAUGAGGAGGAGAAUGUUCUUUUCCGAACAUUUGUGAAUGCCGGCAUCGGGAGCAAAAGACUUCGUAUGCGCACUAAAGGUGCGCCGUACAUGUUGUUGCUGUCGACGAGGGAUGGCGAAAGUGAGCCAAAAAUAACACUUUGUAACCAGAGUGGCACUCUCUGCUUACAGCGAGAUUUCGUUCCGGACGAUGUAGCUCAGCUUGUGCAAAUCUCUCACGCAUCCAUCAGUGGUGUCCCGGGUGCGAGGGUAUCAGAGCCCGUCAUCCUAAAGUUCGGGUCUCGAAGUGUCUCGAUAUCCUUCCAGUACAUGGCGGAUCUCAUGCAGUUUAUCAGCCUACCAAGGGCCUACUUCGACGCAGUUUGGCAGCGAGAGCCCGUGGACUCGACUGAAUUCUCAGAGACCGUCCUCUUCAAGAGCUCGCUGGAACUGUUUGAGCAAAUGAAAGCUGCCACCAUGAAACCCAUGAAUCCCCCUAUGGUGCAUGGAUCAUGCGAAGUACGUAUCUUGGAACGCUCCUUCGGCGAAGCCUGGCGAUCGGUCCGUCGACUCGUCAUCAGCUCCUCGGCGGCGGAGAAGAACCCUCGAUGCAUGGAGCUAUUCCUGCCCCUGAGCCGCGUCCAGGUCUGUCGAGAGCAAGACUCGCGUCAGGUACUGAUCAAAUGGUCGGACACCCGGCAGGAAAGGUCCACCAAGACAGACGGCAACUACCAUCCUAUUUUCUCAUGCGUCUACGAUCCCAACAACCCCAAUGUCGGUCUGAGCUUGCACUUCCGGACCCAGCAGCAGGCCGAGCAGUUCGAAAGGGUCGUCUUGACUUUGUGGCUCAAGCCCAGCUUCUGGUGGUCUCAAGCCGGUAAUCCAGGGCAGGUGUACGACGUGGUGGACCACACGCUCGACCAAAAGCAGUACAAGGCAAUUUCAGUCCUUCACACUCGGCUGUCCUGGAAAUACAUCCAUCUGUACUAUCUCUAUCGCGACGCGGAUUAUGCCUACGAGCAUGCGAAUCGCCGCGUCCAUUUCCCGCGCGUGUUCUACGCCGACUACAUCUCCUCGCACGCGGACAAGCUCUACCGACCCGACCGACCGGUGCAUUUUUCGCACUGCGAAAAGCGCAUCGGGAAUUUUACGGUCGCGUUCAAGGAGGAGUCUGCUCUUCGCGGAUUAAUGACCUCGCUCGCAUCGGCAUACGAGCUUGCAUUCUCCCGUCGCGCCGUCUCUCUUACAACCAGAGGGAAGAGCUUGUUUGGGUCGAAACGAUCCAGCAAAGGUGACACGGAGGUCCAGCUCUGGAGAAAAGGGGAUGUUAUUCAAUUCGCGUCGCGCUGGAACGAUCGCGUCACGGAUAAAUGGUUGACGAUGUCCCUGUCGCCCGGGGUUCUUCCGUCAUCGGACAGCAACCGAGUCGAAUUCCCGGCGGUAACGUAUUCGCGAGGGACGGCUUUGAAUAUGGCGACCAUCAUGGCGGGGGCACCGAAGGAUCCUAAUAAGUUGAGGAUGAAUGGGCCUAUCGCUGUCACGUUUUCAACCGUUCAAGAUCGAGAGGAGUUUAUGGAUAUUCUCACUGACAUUUCGAAUGGAUAA